Molecule: messenger RNA, 1535 nt
Organism: Corticium candelabrum
Lineage: Eukaryota; Metazoa; Porifera; Homoscleromorpha; Homosclerophorida; Plakinidae
Product: SH2 domain-containing protein 5-like
Exons: 9
Coding region: 92-1426 (444 amino acids)
Source: RefSeq, a predicted model, not a curated record
CUUCCCACGCCCACACUGGAUUACAAAUCAAUUCACUAAUUGAUUUUCCUCAAUUUGUCUCCGCCUCUGAUUGCAAAGAAUCGUUGACCGUAUGUACCUACUCAAGGCGAAGCAGAAACAAGAAGAAGAGGACAGGCGCGAAGUGCUCGAGUUUCGCCGCAAGGCAAAAGAAGAGCAGCGUCUGAGACAGCAAGGUAUCGCUCCCAAACGCGCCGCAAAGGCCGUCGUUCACAAAGCCGUACCGGGAGAGAAAUCGAAAGGACACAACAAGAAAGCGAAAUAUGUUGGGUCUUUCUCUGUUCCGACGGCGGCGGGUAGAGCUCAGGCUGGUGUUGUGAAGCAGCAGAUUCCUAAGUUGGUGAUGCCCAAGAAACCGAGGACGGUCAUUGUCGUUGUUCAGAAGGAGGGCGUGAAAAUAUUGAGUGAGGAUGAAACGAGAGUGUUUAUGGCACAUGCUAUGUUUCGCAUCUCAUACACCACGUUUAUCUUGGACAAGCAAUACUUUGCCUUUGUUGCCAAGAAUCCUGGAGGACCGACGGCUGCUAGUUUUUGCCAUGUGUUUCAGACGGAGAAAAAGGACGAUGCUCGUCAGGUGAACAAGAUGGUAGGCGAUGCAUUCAAAGAAGUCUUUGCUGAGCAAAGAGAACGAACAAUGAAAGGAAAGAAACUUGCAUCACCAGCAGUGAUUACAGCUGGUGCAAACACACCAACUCCAGUUCGUGUUACAGCUGUUGGUCCGUACCCUGAAUCAUCCACACCUGUGGAUAAUCGAAAGUUGCAAAGGCCACAAAUCAAGUCAUCAGCUUCUGCACAGCCUGUGCACCAAGUAUCAUUGGCUCCAAAUAGCUCUCAUGCCCACCAGUUUCUUAUCUCUGCUCCCAUUCGACCAUCUGCUCCCGUCCUACCAUCUGCUCCGGUUCUACCAUCUGCUCCUGUUCAACCAUCUGCUCCUGUUCAACCAUUUGAUCCAAUGCUGGAUGAGGCUGAAGCUUUGAAGUUUGCUGAGUGGUAUCAAGGAGGUCUUCCAAGAGAAAUAGCUGUCGAGAUUCUAGCUCAAGAAAGUGAUGGAGCCUUUCUGAUUCGUGAUAGUCAAAGUCAACCGGGAUCAUACGUUUUAUCUAUGAAAUGUCCUCCAAAGCCUGGAGAACAGACGGGGCCUAUAUCAAACUACUUAAUUGUGAAAACUGCAAUGGGAUUAAAUGUGAAGGGUUUGAGCCAGAGGUGUUUUCCCAGUCUUUCCGCACUAGUUCUACACUACACCAGUCAUCAGGAUGGUCUUCCCUGUCAACUACAUCUUCACUCAUCCAAUCCAUUGUUUGCAACCGAUGAGGAUGACAUUGAAGAUGACCUGAAAUCAAGCGAUCCCGACUAUAAUGAUUUAGCUUUCACUAAAAUGCUCCACGAUCUUCAAGCAAUUUCUACGUAACAUUUGAAUUAUUGGAAUGGUCUUUGUAUGAACAGCUUGUACAAACUAAAUUUAUACGAGUUUGUAUUGCUAACCUCUAUUAAUUUAAUAAGUAUCAGGCAAAGCUAGU